Molecule: messenger RNA, 1478 nt
Organism: Toxoplasma gondii ME49
Lineage: Eukaryota; Apicomplexa; Conoidasida; Eucoccidiorida; Sarcocystidae
Exons: 1
Coding region: 6-722 (238 amino acids)
Source: RefSeq, a predicted model, not a curated record
AGAGGAUGGAGCUGCGUACGCAAUAUCAGACUUGUGUUUUCCUUUCUCUGUAUCUUGCGACAGCUUUGGCAGUGCUGUGCAAUGUUCGUGUCUCCGAUGCCACUCUCACAACUUUGCCAGCAGCAGCCGUCACCACUGCAGUUACGGAAGAUGCCUCCCAUGAUUGGAUUGCCGACCUAGAGCGCGAAGAAGAAGUGUCAAUCCCCAGUUUCGGUGACGAACUUUUUGCAGAGAGUAUUGAGACACGCCGGAAACGAAUACAGAAACGACAAGCAAGUCAACAGCGGAAGGUGCACAAGAAGCACAAGGCAGAGUUCCGAGAAAAAGCUAAGUUUUACCGUUCGCUGACCCAGUGGAGUCUGUUUUUGAUCGUGAACCUGGCGGUUUCUGUGGCUGCACUUACGACUCUUUGGAAAACCGUCAAGGCUAAUACAGCGGUGCCAACAAGCGAAGAGGCGCCACAGGCGGAAUCUCCACCAGAAGCAAGGGAAGAAAAGCAAUCCGAGCCCUCGAAGCAAGAGCCCCACACACUGAUGAAGACACCCGCGUCUCGAUUAACCCAUCAAGUCAUCUCAAAUGCUUUGGUGGCUUGGGGAGCAAUCAUGACUCUAGUUACCAUCUACAAGCUUUCCAUGACUGUUCCCGCCGUGCGGGAAUCAGUGGAGAGCGUAAUGUCGUCGCUGCCGCUUUUCACUUCUGCUGACUCGCAACGCCCUUCUUAGAGGCCACAUGGACACGCGGCUGACGAAGGAAGCUCUCGAGCCUGAACGAGUCACCUGUCUUCGUCCGUGAAUGACAAUGCCGGUGGCGGAGAUUCAGGCACACAAAUCGACUGCCCAUGUGUGUGUAGGCUUUGAAAUCCUUCCAUCCAGCCGGAGCCUGUGUGUUUUACCUGUUUUUUGCAGCAGUCGAUGAAAAAACUUUUGAAAUUGUGGCUUCUGACACGGUGUUGUGCGACGUCUGUCGCCUCUGCGGCUGACUUAGAAACAGAAGGCUCCUGAUGUCGUUUCAAUUGCUACCGCUCUGGCAACGCAAAAGUGACCGUUGAACCAACCCUCUUACUAUCACGCUGGCUCCGACGUCGGUCGAGUGCAAGCAGGACGUCAAAUCUUAAUGUUUUUGCUACCAAUUGCGCUCGUGGGUCAAACGGCUGUAUCAGACGGCUUCUCCAUCCCAGGAGAUUUCACUGGGAGUAUGUGUCGAAGAAAAUAUUGAGAGAUUUUAGCUCAGUAUCGUGUAUCAACGAGAUUCAAAUAUAACACAGGACAAGGCAGCGACCGCGACGGCAAAUCUGAAGAUGGCUGCAGAAACGCAUGAACACUCCAUACCUUGAUCACAAACUCCCCAAUCCUCCGCACGUCCUAGUGCCCAUAAAACAAAACGUAAGAGAGUUUCGUUUGUGUCGAAAGCUUGCAGAAAACUUCUUCACUAGCAGCUGCGUGAGAAUCACACCGACACCCAUUACUACCUGAGGGCUG